AUGGGCUUCGACCUGAAUUGUCCAUUCGACCUUGAUUCUUUAGAUCAGCAGCAGCAGCAGCACGGCUACUUCGACUUCCAGGUUUCCGGUGCAAGCUACCCAUAUAUCCAAACCUCGACAUCGCAAGAUAUAACACCCCGGUUCGAGCCGCCGGCAGCGCAAGCACAACAAAAAAUAUGCGAACCCCUCGUCCUACCUCCCAAAUCAGACGCAGAGACCAUCUCGCAAGCGUACUUCUCCCACUUCUCUAACGAGCAACCUUACCUGGAUCGAUCAACCUUCCAGUUUUGUCUCAACGCCGUCUACAGCUUACCCAGCCCGAAUGCUCAGCUCGACCUGACGGCUGCCACUAUCCUCUCCUCGACGCCCUAUUCGCUCCAGACAGCGAAAUUCCACGUCUUCAUCGUCUUGGCGACCGGCAUGCGGCUGCUGGGGGAACAGCUCGGUGGCCGCUUCGAGGGCAUGCUGGAGAGUUGCUAUAGGGCGGCAAUGGGCCAAGUGGCAGAGGUUGGGAUGGAUUUCUGGGAACGGCCGGGAGGCGCGGAGGCGGCGAUGUUGUUGGCCGCUUUUGGGAAGGCGAGGGGGAGUCUGUAA
This is a messenger RNA of Coniosporium apollinis CBS 100218, 594 nucleotides long. RefSeq lists its product as uncharacterized. Lineage: Eukaryota; Fungi; Ascomycota; Dothideomycetes. The transcript has a single exon. The record is from RefSeq and is a predicted model, not a curated record. Bases 1 to 594 code for a protein of 197 amino acids.